This is a messenger RNA of Xyrichtys novacula (pearly razorfish), 483 nucleotides long. NCBI's taxonomy places the organism in Eukaryota, Metazoa, Chordata, Actinopteri, Labriformes, Labridae. The record is from the annotation of a GenBank genome assembly.
CUGGCAGUGGUUGAGGCCCGGCUAGCUGUGGUUGAGGCCCUGUUAGCAGUGGUGGAGGCCUUGCUGGUGGUAGUUGAGGCCCAGCUGGCAGUGGUUGAGGCCCGGCUAGCGGUGGUUGAGGCCCUGUUAGCAGUGGUACAGGCCUUGCUGGUGGUGGUUGAGGCCCAGCCGGCGGUAGAUGAGGCCCUGUUGGCAGUGGUAGGAGGCCGGCUAGCGAUGGUUGAGGCUCGGCUAGCUGUGGUUGGGGCCCUUCUAAAGGUGGUUGAGGCCCUGUUGGCAACUGUGGUAGCCCUACUAGCGGUGGCUGAAGCCUGGCUGGCGGUGUAUAGGGCCCGGCUAGCUGUGGUUGAGGCCCUGCUAGUGAUGGUUGAGGCCCAGGUGGCGGUGGUUGAGGCCCGGCUAGCUGUGGUUGAGUCCCUGCUAGCUGGGGUUGAAGUCUGGCUAGCGGUGGUUGGGGCCCAGCUAGCCGUGGUUGGAGCCUAG